CAGAUUAUACAUGUACUGUAUAAACCAUAGUCCUGCACACUGACCAGCUCAGGGAUAACAGAUAUCACAACACAACCACAGUCCUCUGCUUAAAUCAAGAUGGCUCAGGAUGGCAAGCUCCUGGCUCUGGGAGUUCUGGCUGGUGCUGCAGGAAUCAGUUUGGCUGCUUUUUGGUACCAGAGUCGGAGAGCCACGGUGAGGGUGGCAGGGCCAAGUACCUAUUAUCUGUCAAACAGCAGAAGCGCACAUCAACUUGGAGAUGGUGUGGUGCUGCAAGCAGGCCAGACUGAGGUCCUGGAUCGGCUCGGCGCGCUGAUUCAGUGUGUGUCAGAGCUAAAAGAGGAGGUGAAGGCCUUAAAGAAUGCUCUUCCACACCUGCAAGACCACAUCAGAGAUGAGUUAACUGGGCGCAGUCGCAAGGCAAGUCCACUGAAUAGAACUACACCCACAAGGAGGAAGAGAAGCAGUGGAGCGGCCAGAGGAGAACGGCAGAGCUCAGAAGAAGCAGAAAGUGAAGGAGGGUAUAUUACAGCACUGACAGACACAGAAGAGGAGGAUGAGAGUGAAGAAGAUCGCAAAGCCGUAGAGCCCCUGGAUGAGCUCACAGUUCUUUUACAGAAAGCAGAUGGGCUGCAUGCAUGUAGCGGAGCUGAAAAGAAAGAAGGCUUGUCGACUCUGCUGGAGAUGAAGGAAGAGUAUGAUCAGAAAUCUCAGUACCUGUGGAGAUUAACCAGAGCCUAUGCUGAUGCUCAUGACCUGGCUGGAGAUCCUCAAGAGAAGAAGAUAUAUGCUGAAAAAGGAAAGCAAAUUGGAGAACUAGCCAUUUCAGUGAACCCCACGUGUGCUGAAAGCCAUCAGUGGUAUGCUAUUCUGUGUGGACUUCUGUCAGAAUAUGAAUCUAUCCAGAAUAAAAUAAAGAAUGGCUAUCUCUUCAAAGAUCAUUUGGAUAUAGCCAUUGAACUGAAGCCACAGGAUCCGCUGUCUUAUUACCUGCUGGGCCGCUGGUGCUAUGCUGUGGCCCAGUGUACAUGGAUUGAAAGGAAAAUUGCUGCUACAUUGUUUGGAGAGCCUCCGAGCGCAACAGUCCAGGAUGCCUUGCAGAACUUCCUGAAGGCAGAGGAGAUGUGUCCCAAGUACUCUAAAUCCAAUUAUGUGUUUUUAGCAAAGUGCUAUAAAGACCUGGGCAAGAGAAACCAAGCCAAGAUGAUGUGUGAUUCUGCAUCUGAAAUGAAAACAGUAACUAAAGAAGACGAGGAUGCACAAAAGGAGCUGGACUCUCUUCUCAUGUCACUUUAGUCUGAAGCACAAACCACAGUCUUCACAUCUCCUCUAGUUUUACUUGUAGUGAUGGACUCAUGUUGUGAACAUAUGAGUGUAAUCUUGAAAGUCUAAUUUUUUUUCUGAUGAAUGUUGAUGACAUGACGUUAAAGACAAUUGAACUUUGACUAAUGAUAAUCUGCAACAUGACUUAUAUACCACAAACCAAAGGACAAUAAGUCAUGUUCCAAAUUAUAAUGAAUCAAAAUUUACUUGUAAAUACAUGACGACUGUUAAUUUUUAAAUAUUUCUAUCUUUAUGCUGACUGGAGAUGACUCUCAGUAUUACGACAACUGUAUUUUAAUGAAUGAUAAUCUUCCCUCGCAGUAUGUGACACAUGUCAGAUUUACACAAAAAUCAUAAAUGAUCAAAUUCCUUCUCUUAAUUUUAGUACCCAUAUAGUUGUGGAAAAAACAUAUAUUUCUUAGCUAUUCCACCAGAACAGUAAAUAGGGCAGUGUCCCACCCAGUCCCAGGCUUCUGUGACCAAGAAUACUGACUCAGCUCAAAAAGUGGAAAUUAAUAUACACCAAUCAGCCAGAACAUUAACAUUACAGUAUAACCACCUCAUUUUUGGGAUAACAUUGUGCCACCCGGGCAGCUCUGCAGAGCUUUGUCCAGCGCAUUCCAUGGAUCCUCGAUCAGA
Molecule: messenger RNA, 1962 nt
Organism: Clarias gariepinus (North African catfish)
Lineage: Eukaryota; Metazoa; Chordata; Actinopteri; Siluriformes; Clariidae
Product: regulator of microtubule dynamics protein 2
Exons: 11
Coding region: 100-1296 (398 amino acids)
Cellular component (GO): cytoplasm; spindle microtubule; mitotic spindle pole
Molecular function (GO): microtubule binding
Source: RefSeq, a predicted model, not a curated record